AUGUUUCAUACCCUUCUGGUCCCGGGCGGCCUAUUGGAUGGCGGAACUCGGGGGUCUCUCGAAUACGGCCUUGUCGCCCAUCGGAGCGACUCCAUCGAGCUCCACUGUACUCCGCUGCACAGCCUCCUUCUGUUCUCCAGUCCUCCAGUUGUCAGAACUAAGGACGUCCGAACCCACACUCUCCUGGAAUCUGGGUCUGGAUGUGCCGAGGCAUACAUAGUAGUAUCCCAGCUGUCCAAGCUCAUUGAAGGGGUAUAG
Molecule: messenger RNA, 258 nt
Organism: Colletotrichum orchidophilum
Lineage: Eukaryota; Fungi; Ascomycota; Sordariomycetes; Glomerellales; Glomerellaceae
Exons: 1
Coding region: 1-258 (85 amino acids)
Source: RefSeq, a predicted model, not a curated record